This is a messenger RNA of Musa acuminata subsp. malaccensis (wild Malaysian banana), 612 nucleotides long. The record is from RefSeq and is a predicted model, not a curated record. Lineage: Eukaryota; Viridiplantae; Streptophyta; Magnoliopsida; Zingiberales; Musaceae.
AAUUAGUCUCUAUAUCGUCAUGUAAUUGCAAAGCUUCAAAUGCCACAGCAAAAAAUUAACUCGACCCCGUUACCGAAGACCUGCAAUCACACAAGUCCGACUCGGGUUGCACCGAGAAACAUGCAAUCGACAACGGAACAAAGUGGACCAAGUCAGCGCUCGGAACUCGUCGCUCGGUGGAGCGCGAUCCGUGGGCGGAACCACGCGCUCCUCCCCACGUCAAUCUGGCGAUUCCCAGAUCGUACCGCUCCUCGCCACCUUAUAAGGACGCCACCCCUCCACCCCCUCCUUCGCCGCAAGCAACGCAAUCAUCACUUCCAGUUCCAUCAGAACCAACCAGAGGUCGGCUUCCACCGUAGCAGCAAUGGCGAACACCAAGAUGGCGGUGGUUGCCCUCCUCCUCGUCGCCAUGCUGGUGGCGUCGUCCGCGCCGGCCGCGACCGCCCUCUGCUUCGACGACUGCUACAACCGCUGCGCCAACGGCCAGGUCGGCAGCGUGUCCUGCGCCAACAUGUGCACGCAGGCCUGCGUCGUCCCCACCACCCUCCCCGAUGGCACCGAUCUGGCCUCCUUGUACCCCGGCAGCGGCAACUGAUGGUGAUGAACUUGUUC